Messenger RNA from Eutrema salsugineum, 1882 nucleotides. Its product is annotated as cell division control protein 48 homolog B. Gene Ontology annotation, molecular function: ATP binding; ATP hydrolysis activity. Bases 62 to 1873 code for a protein of 603 amino acids. The transcript has 12 exons. NCBI's taxonomy places the organism in Eukaryota, Viridiplantae, Streptophyta, Magnoliopsida, Brassicales, Brassicaceae. The record is from RefSeq and is a predicted model, not a curated record.
GCGCCUAAACCCCACAACUUAUAAAUCCCAAAGUUUUGUACUUUUUUUUGCCCUUAUUCUGAUGGAAACCGAAAUGAGUAGCUGCGACAACAUCGUCGGCGAUGAUACAUGGCGAGCGGAAGCAGAAAUCGGUGGCAACGAGAGGGCUUUGCAAGCGCUUCGUGAACUCAUCAUCUUCCCUUUUCGCUAUCCUCUCGAAGCUCGAACUCUUGGUCUCAAAUGGUCUAGAGGGUUGCUCUUAUACGGCCCCCCUGGAACCGGAAAGACAAGCUUGGUGCGUGCCGUUGUCCAGGAAUGUGAUGCACAUUUGAUUGUUUUAAGUCCCCAUUCUGUACAUCGAGGACAUGCAGGAGAAAGCGAGAAGGUCUUAAGGGAUGCUUUUGCUGAGGCUUCUUCUCAUGCUGUUUCAGACAAGCCGUCUGUGAUUUUUAUUGAUGAAAUCGACGUUCUUUGUCCUCGGCGUGAUUCUAGACAAGAGCAGGAUGUCCGUAUUGCUUCUCAACUCUUUACACUCAUGGACUCAAACAAGCCUUCAUCAUCUGCACCAAGAGUUGUUGUAGUAGCGUCCACAAAUAGGCUGGAUGCGAUUGACCCUGCGUUAAGAAGGGCGGGACGGUUUGAUGCUUUAAUUGAAGUGAGCACGCCAAAUGAGGAGGAUCGUUUAAAAAUCCUUGAGCUGUACACAAAGAAAGUCAGUUUAGACCCUACUGUUGAUCUACAAGCUAUAGCAACAUCUUGUAACGGUUAUGUUGGGGCAGAUUUGGAAGCUUUAUGUCGUGAAGCAGCCAUAUCUGCAAGCAAAAGAUCCACUGAUUCUCUCAUCCUAACAUCGCAUGACUUCAAGAUUGCAAAAUCUGUGGUUGGUCCAAGUAUAACAAGAGGCAUCACAGUUGAAAUUCCUAAAGUGACAUGGGACGAUGUUGGUGGUCUUAAAGACCUAAAGAAAAAGCUCCAGCAAGCUGUUGAAUGGCCAAUCAAACAUUCAGCUGCAUUUGUAAAAAUGGGAAUAUCGCCGAUGCGUGGAAUACUCCUCCAUGGUCCUCCAGGUUGCUCAAAGACAACUCUUGCUAAAGCUGCUGCGAAUGCUGCUCAAGCUUCCUUCUUUUCCUUAAGCUGUGCUGAGCUAUUUUCUAUGUAUGUUGGAGAAGGUGAAGCGUUAUUGCGGAACACGUUUCAAAGAGCUCGACUUGCUUCUCCUAGUAUAAUAUUCUUUGAUGAAGCUGAUGUUGUCGCCUGUAAAAGAGGCGAUGAGAGCUCAAGCAAUAGUUCUACAGUUGGGGAAAGACUUCUAUCUACACUGUUAACCGAAAUGGAUGGUCUUGAAGAAGCAAAGGGAAUUCUCGUCUUGGCUGCUACAAACCGCCCCUAUGCAAUUGAUGCUGCUCUAAUGCGACCUGGUCGAUUUGAUCUCGUACUCUACGUGCCACCACCUGAUCUAGAAGCUCGGUUUGAGAUACUUCAAGUGCAUACACGCAACAUGAGUCUAGGAAACGACGUUGAUCUCAAGAAAAUCGCUGAAGAAACCGAGCUCUUUACUGGUGCUGAGCUCGAAGGUCUAUGCAGAGAAAGCGGAACUGUCUCACUUAGAGAAAACAUUGCAGCAACCGCUGUGUUCAAUCGCCAUUUCCAGACCGCGAAAAGCUCACUUAAGCCCGCGUUGACAGUCGAAGAAGUCGAAACUUAUGCAUCGUUCAGGAAGACGAAAGGAGUGGAUUCAAAACCGGUUCCGGUCAAGAAAAAGAAGGAGAAUUCCACUGUUUUCGGUUCAGGGUUCUCAUGGACAUUUGGUGUUUUGAGCUUAGUGUUGUUUGCUACUGGAAAUUAUUACUUUAGCCAGAUUAAACGUGAGCUAGUAGUUGCUGCUGCUACAUGAAUCUUUAAA